AUGAAGCUGCUAUUCAUUCUCGCCGUCACUCUAGCGUUUGCGCUAGCAGACGAAUUUGAAAUGGAAGAAGAGCCACUGGAUGAUCUGCAGGCGGCUGCUUCUAUGGAGCUUCAAAAGUCUGAGCGACGGAGUCCACCUUACUUUCCACAAAAACCGUGGAAUCCCCCAUCAAAUAAUUAUUAUAACACAGUAAUUCCCCCUGUCCCAUCCGUCGCACCGACACCGGAUGCACCUUCACCUCCAGCUUCCCAAAGUGGUUACUUCUCAACUCAAAAUGAUCCUCCGCAAAAUUCUUAUUACCCACAAAAUAAUUACAACAACCAACCCUCCAACACAUGGGAGAACCAAAAUACGUGGAGCAAUAACCAAAAUCAAAACACGUGGAACAAUCCUCAGAAUUCGGGGACCCAGAAGCCUCAAAACUCAUGGACCGAGAAACCUCAGAAUACUUGGACACAGAAACCUCAGAACUCCUGGACUCAGAAGCCUCAAAAUUCAUGGACUGAGAAACCUCAGAAUUCUUGGACACAGAAACCUCAAAAUUCCUGGACCCAGAACAAUUGGAACAAUCAGCAAACUACCAGUUCACCAAACCAACCCCAGAAUACCGGUUCGCAAAAUUGGAACAAUCAAAACACAAACAAUUGGAACAACUGGAAUCAAACGCCAUCGUCCACAACCUCAACUACAACUCCUACUUCAGUAAUAAAGAACGAACAAACUAUCGGAGACAAUGGCAGCUACAAAUAUGAAUACGAGUUGGCCGACGGAACGCACGUAGCUGAACAAGGCUAUGCCCUAAACCCUAACACCGCUGAAGAAAGCAUUGUGAAGAAAGGCUUCUACUCCUUCACUGGUGGGGACGGCAAAGUUUACACCGUCACCUAUUGGGCCGAUGAUACCGGCUUCCACGCAAUUGGUGACCAUCUGCCUACACCACCACCGGUCCCGGCAGCGAUUCAAGCAGCGAUCGACCAAAACGCCAAAGAAGAAGCGGCGAAAGCUGAAGCCGAGAAGAAUAAACAACAACAGCAACAGCAACAGGGUGGCUACUAUCCCCAAGGUCAAGAGACACCGAAGCCGAUACAGCCGGCGCAACCUACCCCGGCUCAGCCCCAACAGCCAGUACAAUCUCAAUACCCCCAACAGACUUAUUACCCCCCUCAGCAGCAACAAACCUACUAUCCACCUACAAACUACUACCCUCCUCAGGCUGGAUAUGGUCGGUAA
Messenger RNA from Pararge aegeria (speckled wood butterfly), 1230 nucleotides. RefSeq lists its product as uncharacterized. Gene Ontology annotation, cellular component: chitin-based extracellular matrix. The record is from RefSeq and is a predicted model, not a curated record. NCBI's taxonomy places the organism in Eukaryota, Metazoa, Arthropoda, Insecta, Lepidoptera, Nymphalidae. The coding region runs from base 1 to 1230 and encodes 409 amino acids. The transcript has 5 exons. Gene Ontology annotation, molecular function: structural constituent of chitin-based larval cuticle.